Molecule: messenger RNA, 1198 nt
Organism: Strongylocentrotus purpuratus (purple sea urchin)
Lineage: Eukaryota; Metazoa; Echinodermata; Echinoidea; Camarodonta; Strongylocentrotidae
Product: cytochrome P450 3A56-like
Exons: 9
Coding region: 206-1198 (330 amino acids)
Molecular function (GO): heme binding; iron ion binding; steroid hydroxylase activity
Source: RefSeq, a predicted model, not a curated record
CGGCCAGACAGAGCUCGGAGGUGCACAUAACACAUAACGAUCGCAACGUAUUAGAGUCAAUACGAAAACGCGUACGUAUCAUACGUGGGAGUGUUAAAUUCAUAUCUUACAAGUUAUAGUCAGAGAGAGGUUCGAUCGAAGUUCGCUAAUCUAGCAGUGUUUAGUGAAGAAAUCAUACUCGAAUAUCUACAUCGGACGCAACAUCAUGGCCGUUCUCGGAACGAUAAGCGGUCUUUUCUCAAUGACCACUGUGUAUCUCAUGGUAGCCGUGGUCGUUAUCUUCUUCAUCUAUGAUUACUGGACUCAUACGUAUUUCAAGAGGCUUGGUAUUCCGGGACCCCCUCCCAAACCCAUCUUUGGCAAUGCGUUGGACUUUGGCGAGCAGCCCAUUUUCGAGUUGCUUGACGAGUACGCAAAUAAAUACGGUCCAGUUGUCGGUAUCUACAUGUGGAGGCGACCUCUGCUCCUAGUCAGAGACCUUGAUAUACUACGUGAUAUCAUGGUCAAGGAUUACCAUAGAUUCUACAAUAAAUUUCCGAUGCCGGUGAGCUCAGGAAGUUUCGACAACGCCCUCUUCCUCUUGAGAGACGCACAGUGGAAGAGAGUUCGUGAUAUCAUGACACCAACCUUCACAGGAAAGAAAAUGAAAAUGAUGUCAGAUAUCCUCAAUGAAGGUGCAGACACAAUGGUUGAGAAGCUAUUACAAUCUUGUAAGGAGGAUGGAAACAUCGAUUCACUUGAAUUGUUUGGGAGCUUUGUAAUGGACUCUGUGGCAAGCUGUGGGUUUGGUCUCAAGGUCAACUCGCAGAAGGACAAAGAUGACCCCUUUAUUAAAUACGCCAAGAAAUUCUUCGACGUUUCUUUCAACUCUCCGAUUUUUAUGGCUGUUUCUUUCAUGCCUUGCCUGAGGCCGGUCUUCAAGCUCUUCAAUUUCUCAUUAUUCCCGAAAGACGUCAUUCACUUCUUUACUGACGUCACAGAGAAGGCAGUCGCUCUGAGAGAAAGUCAUCCUUCCAAACAGCGAGUGGACUUUCUACAGCUCCUGAUUGAUGCUAAGAACGGUAAAAGCAAAAUGGCGAGUGAAAACGACGAAGACGACAUCCAUAACAAAUACUUCGAAGACACAGGGGCUGAUGAGAACAUUUCGACCAAAACUCAGAAAUACAUGACAAGAGAGGAACUGCUUGCUCAGAAAUGA